Messenger RNA from Rubroshorea leprosula, 1419 nucleotides. The record is from the annotation of a GenBank genome assembly. Lineage: Eukaryota; Viridiplantae; Streptophyta; Magnoliopsida; Malvales; Dipterocarpaceae.
GUUCUCAAGCCCAGUUUGUUUAGUUCAUUGCUGUCAGGGAUGAGUGGACAUAUGAACAAAGAUAAAAAUGGAUUGAUGGGUUGAGCUCAUUGAAUGGGAGGAACCAACCCAGUAGAAAGCUAGGGUUUCUAGUUCUGCAUAUUGCAACUUUCUUCAGCUUACAAAUGUUCUCUUCCACCAACGACAUGAACACUUUUGCUAACUUUCCUUCCGCCUCUUACCUAUCUCUUCCUCCUUCUCUCAUAUGUCAGGAUUCCAGUGAAAUUUUCCUUCACAGCCACCAUGAUCUGCUCCCCGGUGCACUGGCACCUGUAAAUCCUCAGAUAACUGAGUAUUUAAUUAACAUGCCAAUGUUGAAUAAUCCCACAUUGACUAAAAAGGUGGAUGUCAUUGAUAGCCUGAAUGGAGACUCUGGUUUUCUUCCCCAGAAGAAACCGGCGAAGAAAGAUCGGCACAGAAAGAUUUGUACCGCUCAAGGGGUGAGACAUAGGAGGGUGAGGCUGUCCAGAGAGAUAGCCCGGGAGUUCUUUGAUCUCCAGGACAUGCUAGGGUUUGACAAAGCAAGCAAAACCCUAGGUUGGCUACUGACUGAGUCAAAAAGUGCCAUUAAGGAGAUAGCAAAGAUGAAGAGUACAAGUGGCACAAUGCCUUCUACUCCUGAGACCCAAAUAGUGUCUGAAGAUGGUGACCUGGGGCGUACUGUUUCGGAAAGCAAGACAACUAUGGGUGUUUCAAAAGAAAGGGUGAAAAUUUUGCAGAAAGCUGCUAUCAUUCAUCCUCCUGCUACAGAUUCAACGGAAAAUGCCAGAAAAAGAGGAAGGGAAAGGACUAGAGAGAAGAUGUGUACCCAGGGGAUCCAUGACUUAAGAAAAUUUCCUGAAACUGGCCCUCAAAUCCCGAACCAGUUCAAAAAAUCUGAAAUUGCCCAUGGCAUUCUGCCUCAAGAUGUUGAAGAACUUGGCUCUCACCAAACCCCAAGGGAAGAAGACAUUUUUCAGGAGUCUGUUGUGAUCAAAAGGAGGAUGAAGCAAUCUGCAAUUUUGGGUUAUCAGCAAAAUACCUACUUUCCUGAUUUCCCUCAGAAUUGGGACAUCAAUGGUGCAAUGCUUCAUCCUACCAUCUCUGCUGCAACUAAUUUGAAUCUGUAGCCACCGCAGGACUUCAAGUCAGUGGCAAACUCUGGAGGUUCUUCCAACAGCCACAUCCUAUCUCUACGCUAUAUAUGUGAUGCAGUAUGUGCAUGAACAUAUAUAGAAAUAGUAAGCUAUAUAUACCUGUUUUGUUCCUUUCAAUUUCAGAAAAGAGAUUGAAGCAUCUUUGUUAUUAAUAUGCUUUAUUUUCCAUAUGUAUCUCUGAAUUGUUACAUUAUCGCAGUUGGACAUAUUAAUGAUCACAUAUAUAUAAAGCUUUUAUUUCAUA